Onychostoma macrolepis is the source of this 1217-nucleotide messenger RNA. Its product is annotated as cerebellin-1-like. Gene Ontology annotation, molecular function: protein binding. The transcript is spliced from 4 exons. The record is from RefSeq and is a predicted model, not a curated record. NCBI's taxonomy places the organism in Eukaryota, Metazoa, Chordata, Actinopteri, Cypriniformes, Cyprinidae. Bases 85 to 732 code for a protein of 215 amino acids.
UCUUGUGUUCUGCAGUGAGGGGCUACUGGGUUCUUAUGAGGCUACAGGAAAGUGAUCACGAUCUAUAAUAAUCAGAGAGCAGCAAUGAUGAGGAUGGUAGUUUACAUAGUUUUAUUGUUGUCUGUGUUGAGCACACAGGCACAGGAUUUUAUGUCACCUACAUUAGAUUUCAUUAGUGAACUUAAAAAGAUUACAACUAUGGAGGAAAAGUUUAAUGCUCUUAAUGAUGACAUCAAGGAAUUAAGAAGCAAGAAUGAAGCACUGACUACAAAGCUGAAAACCUUUGAAGAGAAGACAGAGGUUUCAGAAAGGGCAAAAGUAGCAUUUUCAGCUUCACUGUCAGCUUUGGGGAAUGCCCACCGAUUUAUUGGCCCUUAUACAAUAGCAACCACUCUUGUGUAUGAAAAUGCCUUAACUAACAUUGGAAAUGUUUAUGACACCAAUACAGGAAUCUUCACUGCACCAGUAAAAGGAGUUUAUUUCUUCAACUUUGUGGUCUUCAAUCCUCAUGCCAUAUCAACUGGUGUGAGUCUGUUAAAGAACGGCAAUUUUGUGGUCUCAGCAACAGAUAACCCUCCUGGGAUAGACACUGAAGACACUGCAUGCAACUCAGUUAGUCUUAUUCUUGAACAAGGGGACCAGAUAUAUAUUCAGCUCAUGGAGAACCGUCGUAUCUACACAGAUGGAAACAGACGUAACACCUUCAGUGGACACCUUCUUUUUACUAUGUGAAGUUUCUGCCCAUGUAAAUUUCUGAUGGUAUGUUAACCCAAAUGCAGUGUUUUAAUCAGAUACAAAACAUAAAGUAGUAAAAUAAAACUUUCCUGAUGCUGUGAGGGAAGGGGGGAAUAAAUAAAAAAUCAAUGCUUGGCAAGACAAAAAAUUAAAUUAAAUAAAUAAAUAAAAAUCAAAUCAAAAGCGACAAAAAUACAAUAAAGUUUUAAUAUAGCCUACAAAAAUCCUACAAAUGUUUUCACACUCUGCUUUGUAUUAUUGUUUGUUGAUUUUUGUUGUUGACCAUUCAUUAAAUUUAAAGCUUGUGUCAAUGGGUAACAAUGUAAUUGUUUUUGUGUAGACACUUCUUACUUAUCGAAUCGAAUUCCAUGCAUAUUACACGAAUAAAGUCAUAUAUGAAGAAAAUUUUUUAUUUUUUUUUACAUGAUUGAACAAAACAGUGUAGGAUGGUUACUUACUACAACCAUGAAUUACGGAAAUGU